Ruditapes philippinarum (Manila clam) is the source of this 1203-nucleotide messenger RNA. RefSeq names its product E3 ubiquitin-protein ligase TRIM33-like. The record is from RefSeq and is a predicted model, not a curated record. The coding region runs from base 106 to 1203 and encodes 365 amino acids. Lineage: Eukaryota; Metazoa; Mollusca; Bivalvia; Venerida; Veneridae. The transcript has a single exon. Gene Ontology annotation, molecular function: zinc ion binding.
AACUUGAAAGUCGAGUGGUGAGGAAUAGAUACGGGAUUACAUCAUAUCAACGUAUUUAACAUAUUUCAAAGGCGGGUGUACUGGAUACAGGUUGCAAAUAUUUCAAUGGACGUUCCCGGUAGAAAAGAAUUGGAAGCAUCCGACAAUGACGAAUCGAUUGUCCAAUGCCAGCCAUAUCAAGGAGACAGCGAUGCUGUGCAAUCAGAGAUGUGCUGUAAGUUUUGUAAUGAGUUUAUAUGUGCAUCAUGUAUCAAGGCACACAGGAAGUUUGUCGGGACGAAGAAUCACAAAGACAAAUUGUCAAAAAGUCUGGAUCAAACCGACGAUUUCACGGAGUUCUGCGAUGUCCAUGAGAACGAGAUAGUAAAGUUUUACUGUAAAGAUCAUGAUAGCGUUAGAUGUGGAGAUUGCAUUGUUCUAAAUCAUGCUUCUUGCAAGGUUCAGCUCGUGUCAAACGUAUCCAGUAACUAUGGCGACUGUGACGAACUUUUAGAAAUCAAACAUAGAAUUGACAAUCUUAGAAAAAAUCUUGCUUCCUGUAUGGAAGAAAUAAAACGCAGUCUUAAAACCGCUGAGGAAAUAAAGACAGAUGCUAUCAGAGAAAUUAAACAGUUCCGCCAGGAAAUUGACAACUAUCUGAACAAAAUGGAAGCAGAUAUUUUACAAAAAGUUGAUGAAGUGAAUGCUAAAGAUGUCUGUUCACAGGAAAAGCUUCAAGAUCAAUGCAAGACACUGACUGCUGAAAUUGAAGAAUUUCAAAAUAAACUUGAACUGUGUAAAGACAACAGUUUAUUUGUCACAUCUAAACGCGCACUGGAAAGACUGCAGAAAUUCCAUGAAAUGAAUGAGGAAAUUUCAGCUAAAAGUCAAAUAAACGCCUUUAAAUUUAAAUCAUCUGAAUAUAUAAAUGCAUUACAAAUACGAAACAGAUGCCUUGGCAAUCUGAGUACACAAAUACAGAGAUUUUCUGGACUUUGUAAAAGAACUCUUAUUGGGUCAAAGGCACAAUUCGUACAGAAAUUUAACAUGCAGGGCAAAAAAGAGACAGACUGUUUCAUAACAGGAAUGACGAUUAUAUCAGAAACUGAAAUUAUGUGUGCGGAUAAGAGCUCAUUAAAAGUCUUAGAUCAUAGAAAGGGUAAAGCAACAUCCAUAUUGAAAUUGUCAAGUCUUCCCGCUGACGUUACAACUAUAAAUUCUUAA